GCGGGGGCGGAGGGAUCGCGGCGGGGGCGGCAUGGCGGUGUCCGCCGGGGAGCGCGGGGCGACCCUGGACCUCUGGGGGCACCUGCGGCCGCUGCGGCGGGAGGCGGCGGCCGAGGAAGAGGAGAGCGAGGACGACUUCGWGGAGGAGCCGUUCCUGGCGGAGGAUGCGCUUGUGGAGGCCGCCGGGCGGGACCUGCCGGCCGCGCUGCCCCCGCGCCGCGCCGUUAUUAUACAGGAAUGUGGCACCAAAGAGGAGUAUGAAGUAGUUGGACGUUUUCCAUUAGUUGACCCUUGGUGGAAAGUUAAUGUUAAAGCUAAAAAAAUGGGGUCGAAGUACUUUGUGCAAGGAUAUCCAUCRUAUUUUCUGCAGACUGAUGUGAAAGAAAACAACCGACAAAUAUUUUCGCUCUUUCUUAAGGAAUGUGAUGUUCCUGAAAGUUUGAAAGAAAUUUUUUUUGCUUGGCUUCCUAUGGAGUCUGUGCUGAGUUUUACAAAUCUUGAAGAAAAACUUGAAGAGUUCCAAGUUUCACACAUAAAGCCAAGAAGGAGGAAAAAAGAUACCAAGGAUUAUGACAUCUUCAACUAUGUUGCAGAAUCAUUUGCAGGAAAGGCGGUAUUUGUAGCUGUGCAUUUUCCAAGGAUACUGGAGUUCUUGCCAAUUCUUCUGCCACGCCACUUUUGCUGUCUCUUAAAUGAGGUGUGCUGGCAAAGAAAUACUGAUAUGGAUGGUGAGGAAGUAAGUGACAAGAUGGUAACAAGAUUGGAUGAGAUACUAAAGGAUAAGCCGUGGAAACUUGGAUUCAGCAGGAUUAUCUAUAAGGAGCUGAACCUUUCUUACUGUGAGGCAACGUGGGCUGCCUUCUGUCAGUGUGAACAUCUCCUCCGGAAGAUUCCUGACUUGCAGAAGAAUGCGUUAAUUCUGUAUGAUCGGCUCAAGACACACUGUAGACAAAUGGGACACACAUAUGAAGAUCAAGAUGAAUUAGCUCGUUUUGUAUCCAAAUAUAUGUCAAUUGAGCAAGUCUGGCAAGCUCUUGAAUUUUUGAAAGAUCGGAAUGUAGUGAUUAGGGAGAAAAAGCUGGUGUUUCUGCCUCAUCUUUACAAAUCUGAAAAGGAUAUUGCAACGUAUAUAGGUGACCUGUUAAACCGCACGUGGAAACUGGAUGUGGAUGUGAAAAAGAUACUUAACUUUUCUGAGGCAUCAAGAGAAACAGUAGAUAACCAAAUUAAUAUUAUCCAGACACAAGAAAUGAAAGAAAAUAAUCUGGACAACCAUAAUGGUGAAAAUCACUUUCCUGAAAAGGAGGUGGGCUCUAUGUCUGGUAUCCAAAGUAAAGCAGAGGUAGAUGAAGAUCAGGUGAUUGCUGUGAAAAAAAUUUGUUCUAAUCCUGUCACAAUCAUAAGUGGAAAAGGAGGCUGUGGGAAGAGUACAAUAGUUAGCUGCCUUUUUCGUCAUUUAAAGCAGAUGGAAAAAGAAGUGGAAGCUGCUUCUAAGGACUUUGAACAAGACUUGGAUGCAUCUGAGGAAUGGAAUACAUUUGAUCAGCACUGGGAGUCAGAGAAUAUGUAUGCAAAAAACUUUUUGAAUGUACUAUUCACUGCACCUACAGGGAGGGCAGCAACUCUUUUGAGUGAAAAAACUCAGCAACCUGCAUAUACAUUGCAUCAGAUUAUCUAUAGUUUUAAAUCAUGGAGACGGAAUGAAAAUGCACAGCCGUGGAAGUUUUCUGCUGUUACAGUUCUGAUUGUGGAUGAAGGAAGUUUGGUGUCUGUACACAUUCUUAGUUUAGUUUUAAAACUCUUAUGUGACCAUGCUCAGCUUGCUAAACUUGUUAUUCUAGGUGAUACUAGACAGCUGCCAAGCAUAGACCCAGGAAACAUGUUAGCUGAUAUCUUUGAGGGUCUAAAAUCCAGAGGCUUUUCUGUGGAACUGCGAACUAACCACAGAGCAGAAUCACAACUGAUYGUAGAUAAUGCAUCAAGAAUCUCUCACCGGCAGUUUCCUGAAUUUGAUGAGGUGCUGAAGGUUUCUGCUUGGAAUGAGGAAGUGACAAUGCCAAGUCCGGAAAAGAAAUUUAUUCUUAUUGCUUUGCCUGCUGGCRGGAAUUGUGACAGUUUACAAACUGCCAUAAAGAUUUUACUUAAAAAAGGGCCAGGAUUGGAGGAUGCCAAACAAUCCCAAUUCAUUGCUUUCAGAAGGCAAGAUUGUGAUCUAAUAAAUGAACUUUGUUGCCAACACUAUUCAAAUCAUUUAACCAGAGACCAUAAGAACCGACUUCUGUUUCAAACUGGGGACAAGAUUUCCUGCACGCGCAAUACAUAUCUCAAGGAUCUCUUGCCCUCCUGUGGUGUUGGAGAAGGUCCUAAUGGCCAUGAAUGCAGAAGUGGAGAAACCACCCUCACUGCAGAGGCUGCUGCAGAGGACAAACGACUGUGCAAUGGAGACAUAUUUUUUAUAACAAAGGAUGCAGAAAUUGAUAAACAGCGCCUCUUGACCAUCAGCAGCACAUACAGCUCCACGUUUACUGUGAAGUACAAGGCAUUGAAGAAGCUGUGUCACAUAAGGCAUGCCUGGGCCAGAACUAUUCACACAUUCCAGGGCUCCGAGGAAAGGACCAUCGUGUAUGUGGUUGGCAAUGCYGGCCGGCAGCACUGGCAGCACGUGUACACAGCUGUGACCAGGGGACGUAGCCGUGUCUACAUUGUGGCUGAAGAGCAGCACCUCAGGAAAGCAGUAAAGAACAAGAACAUGCCCAGGAAAACACGUUUGCAGAAAUUUUUGAAAGAGGCAAUUGCAGAAACAAACAACUGUCCUGAACAAACGUCCUGUUCCCUGGUGAAGUGUUGGCAAAGUCAAGAGCUCGAGACUCAGUCUGUUUCUGUAACUCAAAAUGCUCCUGACGCACCUGAAUUUCAAAGUGACCUCAUGACACAGGAAAGGUCAUCAGUUCUCAGUAAAGAACAGAUAGGCAGGUUGCAGCAAAGUCCAUGUAAAAGACCAACUCCUGCCUCUGAGGAUGCUACAAAAAUACCCCCUACAACAGUAGCAGAAUCCCCACUUGGAUCUUCCAGACUUAAGAAUCUAACUUUGGGACAGACUACUCCUAGGAAGCUUUUCAAAAGCUAACAGACAAUUA
Messenger RNA from Malurus melanocephalus (red-backed fairy wren), 3137 nucleotides. It is a transcript of the gene HELB, whose product is annotated as DNA helicase B. The record is from RefSeq and is a predicted model, not a curated record. The coding region runs from base 32 to 3127 and encodes 1031 amino acids. NCBI's taxonomy places the organism in Eukaryota, Metazoa, Chordata, Aves, Passeriformes, Maluridae. The transcript has 13 exons.